This is a messenger RNA of Mytilus trossulus (common blue mussel), 4730 nucleotides long. RefSeq names its product NFATC2-interacting protein-like. Bases 80 to 1219 code for a protein of 379 amino acids. The transcript is spliced from 8 exons. Gene Ontology annotation, biological process: positive regulation of transcription by RNA polymerase II; cytokine production. Lineage: Eukaryota; Metazoa; Mollusca; Bivalvia; Mytilida; Mytilidae. The record is from RefSeq and is a predicted model, not a curated record.
UAGACGGAAUUUUACCAGCUUGACUCUGCAUUUAGACAAUUCGGCGGGUGAUCAACAAAAUCAUAACAAACUAUAUAAAAUGGAUUGUAUAGAUUUAGAAAGGGAUAAUUCUGUGAUUCCACAGAAAAGAAUUAAUCAGAGUGACAGUGAUGACUCGCCUGUAAAAACUAAAUCCCACAGAAGACGUGGACUGGCAGCCAGACUAAAGACCCACAAAACAGUAGAAGCCAAGGAAGUGUCGGAUCAUGCUACAGUCUAUUCAACUAAAGUAUCAAAGUUAUUUGGAAGCUUUGAAGAUACAUCUGGUUCCCUGUCUGUAAAUUCCAUGAUGAAACAAGAGUCCUUUAAGAAGAAACAGGCAGACACCUCUGUUGGAGCAGAAGAACAUUUCCCAAAUGGAGUCAAUACUUGUCAGAAUGGUGAUGAUAUAUGUGAGGGGGAUCAUGAUGUUAUACCACUAGAAGAUGAUGAAGAUUUUCCUUCAACACCAAAAUGGGCAAAGAGCACAGCUGACCUAGUUAAAUCACCAACACCUCCGCCACCACCGUCACCUCCGACUGGUAUAGCUCAACAGUUUAUUAAGAAGAAAAGGAUGUCCAAGGCCCUUAAAAAUGCCAUACGAAAUAUAUGUGAUGCCAAGGAACAUUUAAUAACAGAAGAAAGGGUCCGAGGACCAGAUGACCAGGAUGUAGUUUGUGUAGAAGAUGAUUAUGGUGAAGAUACGUUAACUGUAAGAAUUAAAUAUGGUGCUGACACAUUCAGAUAUCCAAUGAAAAAGGGUGAAUUAUUUAAAAGAGUUAUACAGGAAGUUGCAAGUAAACUGGAUGUCAAUAGCAACAAGAUUUUAUUUCUGUUAAAUGAUAGAACAAUCCAUUCCCAUGAUUCACCAAAGAGUUUGGGAUUACAGGUGGCAGAUAUUUUAUAUUGUCAUGUAAGUAGAGAAGAUAGAUCAAUCCUAGAUGACAGUUCCUGCACAUUUGAAUGGACUGAUAGCAUACAGUUAUUUGUUCAGAGUAAAAUGAGUAAACACAAAGAGGAAUACACCAUAUCAAAGAACCAGCCUUUAGAUGCCAUUCUAAGAAAAUAUUCAAUAAAGACAAACACUGACAUUUCAAAACUGAAAUUUCAAUUUGAUGGUGAAGACUUAUCAGUGGAUGAUACUCCUAAUGAUUUAGAUUUAGAAGAUGGAUAUUGUUUGGAUAUAAUUCAUUUGACUUGAGAUUCCAGGAGCUUCAUCGAUAUUAUCUCAGGGGAAGCUAUGUUAGAGAGUGCUCAUCAAAACUAAUUGUAUUUCCCUGUUCCAGGUGGAAUCAAGAACAAUUUACCUUUUCCAUUUGGAAUCAAGAACAGUUCACCUUUUCCAGUUGGAAUCAAGAACAGUUUACCUUUUUCCAGUUGGAAUCAAGAAUAAUUUACCUUUUCCAGUUGGAAUCAAGAACAAUUAACCUUUUUCCAGUUGGAAUCAAGAACCAUUAUCCUUUUUUCCAGUUGGAAUCAAGAAUAAAAUACUUAUUUGUGUAAACUGAUAUAAUUUAGAGUAUAAUCCAAGAUUUUAAAGUUCAUUUGAAAUUUGAAUCCUCCCCAUAACAUGCCAAAUCAUGAUAUAAAUUAAAACUUAUGUCAAUUUUUGAUCUAUAACUAGAAAUGGAUGAAAGAAUUUUAUGACUUGCAUCAUUGGAAAAUGGUUGUAGUUAUUGUUGUCACCAUACUGGAUAAUGUAUUGUAUAUUUUACACUAGAUCUUGUCUCAUGAAAUAAGAAUUUUAAUUUGAAAUUGUUUUUUGGAUGAGUAUACAUAUGAGGCCAAAGAAAAGCUAUAUAUAAAAUUGAUUGGCAGGGUUUCUAAUCAAAUGUUAGGAUGUAUAAUGUGAUACUAAUCGUUAAAUAUUUUCCAAAUCAAAUGUUCAUGUUUGUUACUGCUUGUAAAUUAAACUGCAAAUCAAAUGUAUACUUAGUUUAAGGUUUUUUUUAAUCAAAUUUAAAUAUGAUGCUAAUUAUGUUUUCAAUCAAAUGUACAGAUAUUCUUGAAUAUUAUAUUGAAACUGUUCAUAAUUCAAAUACAAAAAAAGUUGUGUGUCCAGUUGUUCUGCCUGUAUCAUUUGAAUUACAUAUAUAUAAAGCAUAAUGUGUGUUUUGUUUGUAAUACAUUUGGUAUAUGUUGUUAAAACAUUGUAAAGUGGGUUAUAUAUGUUGUUUGUUUAUGUAUACUUAUUGCCAUGUUUCACUCAGGAUUGUCAACUGUCUGGGAAUUUGAUGGAAACUUAUGCAAAAUGUAAAAUAAUUCGGAAAUUAAUUUAUUCCAGACAAAAAAUGAGUAUUGAUUUAAACUUCUUGAAAACAUGUGAGACGAUAUCUCUGGAUGUUUUGCCAUUAGUAUAAAAAAAAAAUCUUUGUAUUUCUAUGUAUUUUUAUUGAUUGUGUGAUGAUUGAUUUGUAUUUAUACAAAGCUACGUAUAUCAUUGUUUUGUUGAUUUAAGUUGGUAAAUAAUUUAGAGUUAUGCAUUCUAUUAUGUAUCAAAAUUGUGAUACCAGUUAUGAAUAAAAAAAUUUGGUGUUUUAACUGUCUUCUGAUUGGUUAGAAUUAUUAGCUUUAUUUUCAAUGUUGCCAAUUUUUAUGGCAACAUGCCCACUUUGACGUUGUGUAUUCAUACGCCAACAUGUGUGUACAUUGUUACUGUUAAUAUAAAUAAUAUAAAAAGUUCUUUGAGCUUUAUUUUAGAUACAAAUUUAUUUAUAAUGAACGGCAAUAAUUUAUUUUGAAUUUAUUGAACCAUAAAAUUAAUUUUUGACUCAUCACAUUGGAAAUGUGAAGAGUCAAAAAAUUAGUUUUAUGGUUUAAUAAAUUCAAAAUAAAUAAUAGCCAUUCAUUAAAUAAGGAUUUGAAUUUAUGUAAAGAAUAAAUUUAAAGUGUGUAAUUAUUUUUUUUAUUGAAGAACGGUUUAAAAGAUAGCUUACAGUUUGUUUAAUCUGCAGAACACAAAACUGUAAGUGUAGAAAUGUAAUUAUUGUUGAACAUUAAACACUAAUGUGUGAUGAAUAUCUGAAUUAUUUUUUUAUUUUCCCAUUGUUAUAUUUGAUCUUUCCUUUCUUUUUUUGUAUAAAACUUGUACUUUAUGUUGAACUCAUUUUCAUUGUUUGUUUGUUAACAGUAAGGUUCCAUCUUUGGAUAACUAUUAAAAACUGAUCAACUGUAUUUUGUUCAUUGAUGUUUUGUAAAAUGUAAAAGUGCAAUUUACAAGGUUCACCUGACCUUAAUGACAUUCAUAGUUCAUAGAUGUACACUCUUUGUAUGAGGUCAUUUCUUAUUUCUAUAAAUAAAAGGUAUUUGUCAACUAUAUUUGUUAUACACAUGAAUAUGGUAGUGCACUUGUCUGUCUGGCAAAGUUCAAUUAAUGAUGACCUCAUUUUCAUGACUCCAUUGAUAUUUUUUUUAAUAAAAAAAUAAUGUUUUCUAUUUACUGUAAGACCAUCAUCUCAAAGAUUAACAUUAUAUUUAUCAAUAAUCAUUUAUGCUUUCAAUUCUUUUUAGUGUGUCCACUUUAGUUGAAGAAAAUUUGCCUUUGCCAUGGCCUGACAUUUUUUUAAUAUGAUUAUUUAAUACUUAUUUCAGCUCACAUUUACCAUAACAGUAAUCUUUCCUCAUCUCUUUAGCUCUGUAGUUUUUUUAAUAAUCAUGUGAAAGAAUCUCAAAAUCUGACACCAUUGAUUUGAACCAAUCUUCACUUUUAUGGAUCUGCUUAAAGUCAAAUAAUUGUGGCCUAGAAUAUAUACCAGAAUGUAUAAUAUGUUUGAUUUUCUUAUUACAUUUUUGAAAUUCAAAGUUUUUUCAGGAGAUUCAAAAAAAAUAUGAGUUCAUUUUAAAUGUAUAAUGAUUAGGUUAGAGAUAGGAUUUAAAAUCUAAUAGGUCUUUGUAUAAGAUAAUAAAAAAAUUAAUCUGUGAAGACAAUUGUUUUGUUGUAAUUGUUGUUAUAUAGUAGCUAUUUUUGUAGUAUUAAGUGACAUUCCAGAUAAUUAACUCUUACACAAUAUUUUGUCAUUCAGGGGUCCAGGUCACACCUAUUAUUUUAUCUUUUUCUCAUCCAAAACACAUAAACAAAAUUUCACUUAAUAUCCAUCUUUACCUUUCAAUGACCUUAGUUAGGAUUACGUCUUAGAUAUGAAUUUGCCUUUUAUAGAACCAAUACAUGAGUGUUGCUAUCAGAAGGUAGCAAUACUUAGAUUUAUCUGUGAAUAUACUGAAUUAAAAAGACCCUAUUGCAGCUGUAUUUUUUUUACUACAUUGUCACUUAAUUCAAUGUAAAUAUAGAUUUCAGCACUGCAACAAGUGUGAUACAAUAUUUCUCCAAUCAAGACCGUUAAAUUUUCAAAUUUGAUGUGUGAGGCUUGCAGUGCAUUUUAAAUAUUUAUAAAUUGACUCGAAAUUCAAAAAAGUAUUGUAUGGCACAAGAUUCAGUCAAGGAAUUUAUUUUUCUAAUGAUUUUAAUUUUUAGUCAAAAUGUAGGCAAAUGAUUAACAUGUACUUCAUUUUUACUGAUCUGCAAAAAAGAUGUGCUCUCUCAUCAGCAUGGUAUACUAAGAUAAAAACACAACAGGUUGACUAUGAAAAAUAUUGGCAACCAGUUGGGGAAAGUAUAUAUUAGCUAAGUGUUAAAAAUGUGUACCUACAUAUCAUGUUACAAAGUUGUCUGGAUGUGAAAUAUAUCAUCAUAAUAAAUUGUUUGCAGCAAUGUU